AUGGCUCAAGCAUUCGUGAACAGCAACAUCCAAUCUGGGAAGGUGGUUGUGUUCAUCAAGCCCACCUGCCCCUACGGCAGAAGGACUCAGGAGCUCCUCAGCCAACUGCCCUUCAAACAAGGGCGUUUGGAAUUUGUCAACAUCACAGCCAACGGCGACACCAAUGAGAUUCAAGAUUACUUGCAACAGCUCACAGGAGCCAGAAUGGUACCUCCGGUCUUCAUCGGUAAAGAGUGCAUAGGUGGAUGCACUGAUCUAGUAACUAUGCAUGAGAGAGGGGAACUGUUGACACGGCUAAAGCAAAUUGGAGCUCUGCAAUAA
Messenger RNA from Dama dama (fallow deer), 321 nucleotides. Its product is annotated as glutaredoxin-1-like. The transcript has a single exon. NCBI's taxonomy places the organism in Eukaryota, Metazoa, Chordata, Mammalia, Artiodactyla, Cervidae. Bases 1 to 321 code for a protein of 106 amino acids. The record is from RefSeq and is a predicted model, not a curated record.